AGCAAAAAAAAAAAAAAAAAAAAAAUCCAAAUCUAUCUUCCCAUGUGAAUAAACAUCCCCUGUGUCGUUGACAAACACACACACACACACUCAAAAAUGGCACUGAAUCUUCCUCUUCUUAAUACCCUUUUGAUACUCCUCUCUUUAUCCACCACCAUCACUACAUCUCUUCCAUCGCCGUCUCCCGUGACUAGUCACCAAGGCUCUCCUCCUUAUCUAUGGCCAUUACCGGCGGAAUUUACCUCCGGAGAAGAAACCCUCUCGGUGGAUCCUUCCCUUUCUCUGACCGUAGCUGGAAACGGCGGCGGAUCUCCGAUCCUUAGAGCUGCAUUCGACAGGUACAUGGGGAUGAUCUUCAAGCACGCUUACAAUAGAGCUUCUUCUCUCUUGACGAGAAUUAGAUUCCUGAGUAUGGUUGAGUAUGACAUCACUUCUCUCAAGAUCAUUGUUCACUCGGAUUCUGAAGAGCUUCAAUUGGGUGUGGAUGAGAGUUAUACAUUGAUGGUGUCUAAGAAGAAUGAGCUAUCUAUUGUAGCAGCUGCAACCAUUGAGGUUUGUGUCUCACUUUGCAGUCACACUUUUGAUUCUCUUCUUAUAUCUCUUUUGGCUUGUGUGUUUCAGGCUAAUACUGUUUAUGGUGCUCUUAGAGGAUUGGAGACGUUUAGCCAGUUGUGUGCUUUUGAUUACUUGACCAAAUCUGUGCAAAUAUAUAAAGCACCCUGGUUUAUUCAAGACACACCUAGAUUCCAGUACCGUGGUCUGCUAAUAGAUACAUCAAGACAUUUUCUACCAGUUGAUGUUAUCAAGCAGAUCACUGAAUCUAUGUCAUACGCUAAACUUAACGUCCUGCAUUGGCACAUUGUAGACGAGCAAUCGUUUCCUUUUGAGACUCCUACGUAUCCUAAUCUGUGGAAAGGAGCUUAUUCGAGAUGGGAGCGUUAUACAGUUGAGGAUGCCUCUGAGAUUGUCAGGUUUGCCAAAAUGAGAGGUAUUAACGUCAUGGCUGAACUAGAUGUUCCUGGCCAUGCUGAAUCAUGGGGAACUGGAUACCCUGAUCUUUGGCCCUCUCCCUCUUGCCGAGAGCCCCUUGACGUUACUAAAAACUUUACAUUCGAUGUGAUCUCUGGCAUUUUAGCAGAUAUGAGAAAGAUAUUCCCAUUUGAGUUUUUCCACUUGGGCGGUGAUGAAGUAAAUACAGAUUGCUGGAAGAACACAACUCAUGUCAAGGAAUGGCUUCAUGGUCGCAACUUCACUUCUAAGGACGCAUAUAAGUACUUUGUACUCAGAGCACAACAGAUAGCUAUAUCUAAAAACUGGACACCCGUCAACUGGGAAGAAACAUUCAGUUCGUUUGGAAAAGAUCUUGAUCCACGGACCGUGGUGCAAAACUGGCUAGUAUCUGAUAUAUGUCAAAAGGCGGUAGCAAAAGGAUUCAGAUGCAUUUUCAGUAACCAAGGAUAUUGGUACCUCGACCAUCUAGAUGUCCCAUGGGACGAGGUUUACAACACCGAGCCUCUAAAUGGAAUCCAUGAUCCUUCUCAGCAAAAGCUUGUGAUUGGUGGAGAAGUUUGCAUGUGGGGUGAAACAGCUGAUACAUCCGUUGUACUUCAGACAAUUUGGCCUAGAGCUGCAGCAGCUGCAGAACGGAUGUGGAGCACUAGAGAAGCUGUGUCAAAGGGAAACAUAACGCUAACCGCAUUGCCUCGUUUACACUACUUCAGGUGUUUACUGAAUAACCGUGGGGUUCCAGCAGCUCCAGUUGAUAACUGGUACGCACGAAGACCACCCUCUGGACCUGGCUCUUGCUAUGCUCAGUGAUUCCAAAUCGUAUCAUCUCAUUUUAAUUUGUAUUAUAUGUAAUGUCUCUUGUCUGAAAACUGGUUCUUGCAUUUGUUCUUUCUUUAUCUGUCUUCUUCUUGAUAACUCAAAAUCAAAGUAGUGUUUUGUUUUUCCUUGCAACAAUAAUCAAUCGUGAGAACAUCUGAAUUUUUCGAUGA
This is a messenger RNA of Brassica napus (rape), 1997 nucleotides long. Its product is annotated as beta-hexosaminidase 1. The transcript is spliced from 14 exons. Gene Ontology annotation, cellular component: membrane. Gene Ontology annotation, biological process: glycosaminoglycan metabolic process; carbohydrate metabolic process. The coding region runs from base 97 to 1818 and encodes 573 amino acids. The record is from RefSeq and is a predicted model, not a curated record. Gene Ontology annotation, molecular function: beta-N-acetylhexosaminidase activity. NCBI's taxonomy places the organism in Eukaryota, Viridiplantae, Streptophyta, Magnoliopsida, Brassicales, Brassicaceae.